This is a messenger RNA of Trifolium pratense (red clover), 1529 nucleotides long. Its product is annotated as probable RNA 3'-terminal phosphate cyclase-like protein. Gene Ontology annotation, biological process: ribosome biogenesis; endonucleolytic cleavage of tricistronic rRNA transcript (SSU-rRNA, 5.8S rRNA, LSU-rRNA). The coding region runs from base 215 to 1360 and encodes 381 amino acids. Gene Ontology annotation, molecular function: RNA endonuclease activity. The transcript is spliced from 7 exons. Gene Ontology annotation, cellular component: nucleolus. The record is from RefSeq and is a predicted model, not a curated record. NCBI's taxonomy places the organism in Eukaryota, Viridiplantae, Streptophyta, Magnoliopsida, Fabales, Fabaceae.
CCUCUAACCUAAACCCCUAAAUCCAUUAAAAACCAAAACCCUAAACCCCAACUUCAUCUCCCUCCCUUAGUCAGUCUCGCGCGGCAGCUAUACCCUCCCUCUGCUCUGCGGCCAACUCCGGCGUCCCUCUCCACUCCGGUCCCUGCUACUCCGUCACUUCAUUCCCACCUGCGUCCGCCUUUGUUCCGAACAUUUCGAAUAAUUUUAAGGCAGAAUGGGGAAAAUGGAAAAAAGCUACAAGAAGCUGAAGGGAAGCGCAAGCUUCAGACAAAGGCUGCUUCUCUCCACUCUAUCUUCAACUCCCAUUAUCAUAGAAGACAUACGCCCCAGCAAAACAGACCCUGGUCUUCGCAAACAUGAGGUUUCACUCCUCCGAUUAUUUGAUACUGUCUGUGAUGGCUGCAGUGUUGUAAUCAACGAAACUGGUACUAAAUUGAAGUACAAACCGGGAAUCAUUAUGGGUGGCAGAAUAAAUUAUCCACACGAUUGUGGUGUUUCUCGAUCCAUUGGUUAUUUUCUUGAACCGCUCAUUGUGUUGUGUUUGUUUGCCAAGGAACCCCUCACCAUUACCCUCAAAGGAGUUACAAAUGAUUCUAAAGAUCCAUCAAUUGAUACCUUCAAGUCUGCUGCUUUUCACAUACUAAAGCGCUUUGGAGUGGAUUUUGAAGCCUUGAGUCUUAAAAUAGAGAGCCGCGGACUACCUCCUAAUGGUGGUGGGGAAGUUGUUUUGUCGCUUCCUAUUGUUCAGAGUCUAACUGCAGUUAAUUGGAUCGAUGAGGGUUUUGUUAAGAAGAUUCGGGGAGUUACGUUUUCAACCAAAGUAUCUUCUCAGUUUGAAAGUAGCAUGAUUAGAGCUGCACGUGGAAUCAUCAAUCCACUAGUUUCCGAUGUGCACAUUUUUACUGAUCACAGAUCAGGUCCACCAGCUGGAAACUCUCCCGGAUAUGGAAUUUCACUAGUUGCAGAGACUACUUCUGGUUGCUACAUCUCUGUCGAUACUGCCGCUUACCAUGGUAAGGAUGAAGAUACGUCUGGCUUUGCAGAUGAUGUGAAAAAGGAUCUGAUGCCUCCAGAGGAUAUUGGUGAGGGGAUUGCUAAUGUUUUACUAGGGGAGAUAGCUCAAUCUGGAGUGGUAGAUUCAACAUAUCAGGGUUUGCUAUUUCUUCUUUGUGCUCUAUGUCCUCAAGAUAUUUCCAAGAUUCGCAUUGGCAAGCUUUCUCAAUAUGGGAUUGAAACUCUUAGAAACAUAAGGGAUUUUCUUGAUGUGAAGUUUGAUAUCAAACCAGAUCCGGAUACACAGUCAGUUAUUCUCAAAUGUAUCGGGUGUGGCAUGAAGAAUCUUUCGCGAAAGGUCACAUAAAGACAGAAUGAGUUUGUUCACCAAUUUUGUAUGUUAUUAUGUAUAAUUUUGACAUUAUUUCAAUAUUUUUCUUUGGAUAGAUAAUUUUUUUUGAGCAAUGGAUAGACCAACCUGGCAAUCCGUUUUGUGCAAUUUAUAGUAUAAUAUGAUUGCAACUAUUUACUUUGCA